UUUAUAAAUCAGGGUGUGCAUCAAGCACCUGUUUCCAGCAUCUGUUAUACAAGCAGUGUGUGUAGAGUGGAAGGCUGCUGUGUGCCUUUGGGUUAAAGGUGAAAUCAUGAGAGAAUGCAUAUCUGUCCAUAUUGGCCAGGCUGGUGUUCAGAUGGGGAAUUCUUGCUGGGAGCUCUAUUGUUUGGAACAUGGAAUACAACCAGAUGGCAUCAUUUCAUGUGAGAAGACUCAGGCAAUGGUGGAUUCUUCAUUUGGCACUUUCUUCAGUGAGACUGGUGCAGGAAAGCAUGUACCAAGAGCUAUAUUUAUUGACUUGGAGCAAACAGUUAUAGAUGAGAUCAGAACUGGGUGCUAUAAAAGCUUAUUCCAUCCAGAACAGCUAAUUACCGGAAGAGAAGAUGCUGCCAAUAACUAUGCCCGUGGACACUAUACAAUUGGCAAGGAGUUAAUAGAUUCUGUACUGGACAAGAUACGAAAGAUGUCCGACCAGUGCAGUGGGCUUCAAGGAUUUCUGGUUUCUCAUAGUUUUGGAGGUGGCACAGGUUCUGGUUUUACAUCAUUAUUGAUGGAACGUCUUUCUGUUGAUUAUGGGAAAAAAUCAAAGCUGGAGUUCUCGGUUUAUCCUGCCCCCAGGAUCUCUACUGCAGUGGUAGAACCAUACAACUCUAUUCUGACAACCCACACGACUCUGGAACAUUCAGACUGCUCCUUCAUGGUAGACAAUGAGGCAAUCUACGACAUAUGCAACAGGAACCUGGAUAUUGAGCGUCCUUCUUAUACCAGCUUGAACAGAUUAAUUGCCCAAAUAGUCUCUUCUAUCACAGCUUCCUUGAGGUUUGAUGGUGCUUUGAAUGUUGACUUAACAGAGUUCCAAACUAACUUGGUACCUUAUCCUAGAAUUCAUUUCCCACUGGUCACCUACUCACCCAUAAUAUCUGCAGAGAAAGCAUACCAUGAGCAGCUGUCUGUGCCGGAGAUCACAAAUGCUUGCUUUGAAUAUUCCAAUCAGAUGGUGAAAUGUGACCCCCGGCGUGGUAAAUACAUGGCUUGCUGUCUGUUAUAUAGAGGUGAUGUAGUGCCCAAAGAUGUAAAUGCUGCAAUAGCCGCAAUUAAAACCAGGAGGACAAUUCAGUUUGUUGAUUGGUGUCCUACUGGAUUUAAGGUGGGCAUCAACUACCAGCCCCCAACUGUGGUCCCAGGAGGAGACUUGGCCAAAGUUCAACGUGCUGUCUGUAUGCUGAGUAAUACUACAGCUAUAGCGGAGGCAUGGGCCAGAUUAGACAAUAAAUUUGACCUAAUGUAUUCCAAGAGAGCAUUUGUACACUGGUAUGUGGGAGAGGGAAUGGAGGAAGGGGAGUUCUCUGAAGCAAGAGAGGAUAUGGCUGCUUUGGAAAAGGAUUAUGAAGAGGUGGGAACAGAAUCUGGUGAUGGUGCAGGUGAAGAGGAAGAUGAAUACUAAACCUUGCUUUAGAUUAUUUGGAGCCACACAGUGUUCUAAAUGUUGGUAUUAAAUGAGUACUGCAGUUCUGUAGAUAAACAAUGUUUUUCUUAUCAAACAGGGCCCAGGAUAUAAGUUUACAUUGCAUUGAAAUAACGUUUAUGCUCUUGUAUAAAUAAAAAAAAAAAACAAUGCA
Molecule: messenger RNA, 1634 nt
Organism: Pseudophryne corroboree (corroboree frog)
Lineage: Eukaryota; Metazoa; Chordata; Amphibia; Anura; Myobatrachidae
Product: tubulin alpha-3 chain-like
Exons: 4
Coding region: 107-1459 (450 amino acids)
Biological process (GO): mitotic cell cycle; microtubule cytoskeleton organization
Cellular component (GO): cytoplasm; microtubule
Molecular function (GO): structural constituent of cytoskeleton; GTP binding
Source: RefSeq, a predicted model, not a curated record